AUGUUUCGCCUGUCGAAAACCCUCGAUGUAAUCACCCUCUUCCACAGACCUUCCCUGCCCGCCUCGGUGCGUGUCUCCAACAUCCUCAAACAAGCCUCCGCCCAAGCCAGCCAGACGGCCACCGAGGACCAGGCAUCGGACCACACCCCCCAGAAUGAGGCCGUGACGCGCGACCCCUUCGAGCUCGAAGUCACCGAGGCUCCGCCCACGCCUGAUCAGCUGAAGAGCAUCUUCGAGUACGUCGGCAACGGAAUGGCGGGUAAAUUGGUGAAGGGCGCAGCGAGCCAUGGCGAUGCUCUGCGCAAGGUCAAGGCGGAUGGUGACGCGUUUACUAGACCGGUCGUGGUGGAUUGGGCCAGGGGCAAGGCUGUGGUCGGGGACAAGGAAAGUGAGAUUCUCCAGUUGCUGAAGGCUGAGAAGGAAAAGUGA
Messenger RNA from Rhinocladiella mackenziei CBS 650.93, 429 nucleotides. RefSeq lists its product as uncharacterized. Gene Ontology annotation, molecular function: oxidoreductase activity. Lineage: Eukaryota; Fungi; Ascomycota; Eurotiomycetes; Chaetothyriales; Herpotrichiellaceae. The coding region runs from base 1 to 429 and encodes 142 amino acids. Gene Ontology annotation, cellular component: mitochondrion. The transcript has 2 exons. The record is from RefSeq and is a predicted model, not a curated record.